Macadamia integrifolia is the source of this 1537-nucleotide messenger RNA. RefSeq lists its product as uncharacterized. The transcript is spliced from 10 exons. The record is from RefSeq and is a predicted model, not a curated record. Bases 608 to 1294 code for a protein of 228 amino acids. NCBI's taxonomy places the organism in Eukaryota, Viridiplantae, Streptophyta, Magnoliopsida, Proteales, Proteaceae.
UCAUACAUUGUUCGUCAUUCUGGACGACUACCAUUGUCAAAAACCCGAUAAAAUUUUCAGUCUCAAAGGCAGUGAAACAAAAGCCACUGAAGGCCGUCAACUUGAGCAGUGGACGAUCGUCAUCCACCACCGAAGUCCGCCUUCCUUCUUCCCCUUUCACUGCGAGCCUUAUCCUCCUCUCUUCUAUAAUCUCCACCACCGAAACAGCAGGAAUUCAAAAACCAGUGAAAGAAAAGCCAUCGCGGUAGGGUCUGCUGCAACUCCAAAACCGUUGAAAGAAAGCCAUCGCUGCACAAAAGAAGGAAAUCCCAAAAAAGUGUCUGCUGGAACUCCAAAACCGUCGCACUGACUUAUGGUUUCUGGAUGCAGGAAACCGUUUCCUUCUGUGCCUUGAUUUGGCUUCUGUAUCUCAAAUUUCCAUUUCACCUUCUCCAAGCUAUACCCCAACGGCCAUUAAUCAAAGUGUUGAUGAUAGGAGUGAGCUUGAUUGCAGAUAGAAGUCAGCUUGGAAUCCAUUCCAGUGAAUACUAGUAAUCAUCUUUUACCAAAAAGAAGAAAAAAAAAUUACUAGUAAUCAUCGCCAUCUGCAUUGCUGUGGUGAUCUCAGAUGGAUGAUAAAGAGAAAAAGCUGUUAUUGGAGUUGGAGGAUAAGGCAUCCUCCAUUUUGUCAGAGUUUAUGCUGCGAACCACAAAGUUUGAGGAGCUUGUGUCAGUGGGCAGUAAGUUCCUUGUUGGGUUUCAUGAAGCUGUAGAGUUGCUUCAAAGGCCUGCAGUACACAAGGCAUCUGAAGUGGUAGAUGGUAUCAUAAAAGCUAAUGAAACUAAGAGGUUGAAAGCGUAUGUACAAGCAGGAUGUAUAAAUGGUCAUGAUGGUGUGCAAAAUAUAAGCAAGUUAUGCGAUUGCCAACGAGGACUUCAAGAAUAUUUAGCUGAAGCAAAAGUUCUGCUCAAUGAAAUUCAGUGCUUCAUAGAUGAUAUAGUUAGUGUAUUGCGAACAUCAAAUGAUAUUGGUCAUUCUGGUGAUGGGAUGGUACUUCAGGACACAUCUUUUGAAGAGGAGGCAAUGGAAUUGCGCAGUGUUCAAAAACCUGAAGUUAUAGAAUGUGCUUCUAUAAUGGGGACCAUUUACAGUAUGGUGAAACAAGACUAUACGAUGCAGGAAAAGAUAAUCUGUUCUCUAAGUCUCGAGUCAACAUCAGCAGAAUUGCAGAGCUACUGCCUCAUGUGGUCUUUGCGGCCUUUCAUAAAUGAUGACAUUAUGCAUCAAGCAUGGAAAUUAAUUCCACAACUAUAAAUCCUUGUCGUGUCCAAAAUGAUCAUUUACUGACAAAUGAAAAUCCACAUUUCUUUUUAUCUUGCAUACUAUGCCAAGUCUUUGAACGAGAAUUUUUGUCUGUUUCUUUUGUCCCUGGUUUUUUUCUGUCUGCGUUCAGUUCCCCGCCCAGGCCCUGUAGUAGCAGGAGCCUUGUGCAUUGGGAUGGUCUUUAUGGUUCUAGUAUGUUUUGAUAAGGGUGAAAAAUAGUCAUUUUGGUAACAA